Messenger RNA from Silurus meridionalis, 1437 nucleotides. RefSeq names its product ER membrane protein complex subunit 7b (gene emc7b). The transcript has 5 exons. Bases 133 to 837 code for a protein of 234 amino acids. The record is from RefSeq and is a predicted model, not a curated record. Gene Ontology annotation, cellular component: EMC complex. Gene Ontology annotation, molecular function: carbohydrate binding. NCBI's taxonomy places the organism in Eukaryota, Metazoa, Chordata, Actinopteri, Siluriformes, Siluridae.
UGGUCGCUGAGCACUUCCACUUCCGGUAUUAGGACUCCAUGACCUGUGUGUACGUUUAGUGCCGAGCAGUUCAGCUGAUUCACCACCGUAUUUGGAGCGUUAAAACAGCGCGUUUAUCGAGUAGCUGGCGUGAUGCGGCAUCUUAGAAAAAUACUGGACUUGUAUGUUAUUUUGCAGUCCGCCUUCGUGCUGUCGUUCUGCUCCGCUGAGACGGAGCCCGGGCCUGGUGCGGGGAAUGGAGACCGAUUUAAGAUCGAGGGCCGUGCGGUUGUCUCGGGUGUGAAGGCGCAGGACUGGGUCUCUUCUGCCAGGGUGCUGGUAGAGGGAGGCGAGUAUAUCGGAUUUCUCAGGACUGAUGGGAGUUUUGCUGUACAUGAUGUUCCAUCUGGAUCCUAUGUAGUUGAAGUCAUAUCCCCGUCUUACAAAUUCGAGCCAAGCCGAGUGGACAUCACCUCUAAAGGGAAAAUGAGAGCUCGCAUGGUGAACUACAUCAAAACCUCGGAGGUAGUCCGACAACCAUACCCCCUCCAAAUGAGAGCUAUUGGGGCACAUUCGUACUUCAUGAAGCGAGAGACGUGGGGCUGGACUGAUUUCCUCAUGAAUCCGAUGGUCAUGAUGAUGGUCCUUCCCUUACUAAUCAUCGUUCUGCUCCCAAAAGUGGUCAAUACCAAUGACCCUGAAAUGAGAAAGGAGAUGGAGCAGUCCAUGAACAUGCUGAACCCUAAUCCAGAGUUACCAGAUGUCUCGGAGUUCAUGACUAAACUGUUUUCUAAGGGAUCCAGCAAGCCAGGAGGUAGCAAUAAAGGCAGCAGGAAUGCAGCACUGAAACGGAGGUAGUGCUGCCAAUGAAGACUGGAAUGUUUUUGUUUUAUGUAUAUUUCUUGUAGAGUUGUUUUGUGGCCUUUUUCCCCAUUUGUCACAAUAAAACUAACCAACUGUAAUAGAUAAUAAGCUUGAGCUUGACUUGGCAGGGCUGUACAAUAUGUUCACAAUGGUUUUUUUUUUUUUUUUUGGAGUUUUGGUUUUUUGUUUUGGUUUUUUUAUCAGAUGCUUUAUCACCACAUUUUAAUAUAUCUACUUGUAAACAUUUAACACCAUAUAGAAAAACAGCUGUAGUUCCAAUCAUGGUUAGUUUGGCCAAGAUCAUCAGAAAAGUAAUGUAUGCUUUUAUUGCUGCUGAGGCUGAGAUUUUCUAAAACAUGUUCUCUUUCGGGUUGAGGUUGGCUGAAACAUCACUUUAACCCACACCCAGUUUCCACUACUACUUGAAACAGAGCUUUUACAUUGAAAUAGUUGGUAAUAUUGUAUCGAGCUUGUAUAUGACUGUGAAUGAUGAUGAUGAUGAUGAAUGCCGAAAAUUUUAGCAAAGAAAUAUAAACCUAUUUAAACUGAAUGCUAAUAAAUUGUAAUGGACAUUUCACACGUGUCCUUUUUGAA